CGUGUAUUUAGUGUGCUAAUAUAGAAAUUGAAAUUUCAGUAAAUGGAUCAAUAUCGGAUCAUUGGGAAAUUAUGGAAUGCAGACAUCGAUUUGAUUUUCUAAUACAGUGUCUGAAGGGUUAACUCGGAGUACUUUAAAAGAUGAGUGGGAAGACUUUGGAAGAACUCGCGGAGGCUGUGGCAAAAUUAGAUAGGUACUAUCUGAUGAAGCUGAGCUUCGACAAGCCGCCUCAGUUUUUAUUAGACUUACUGACAGCAGCCAUGCUUCUUAUAGGGGAAGAGAACCCGACAUGGGCCACGAUCAAGCACAAUUUGCCCAGAACAGAUGGUAGAGGAUUGAUGGAUCUGGUGGUAGAAUACGACCCCACCGAUGUUUCAGCCGCAACAAAGGCCAAGGCCAGGGACUUGCUUUCGAAGUACACACUGGAACACAUGCGUUCUCCCUUCACCGCCACAGUGUUUGAAUGGGCCAUGGCAGCAGUUAACGCCUAGCAACAACUGGCUAUCUGUCAACGACUCGAAUUGUUGUGUCAUGGGUGUACUUUAUUUGGUAGGAAAUGACAGACUGGCGCUCUUGAGAAAGUUUGCAAAGACGGGAAGCAUGCGUGUUCAACCAGAGACUUUCAUAUUGAACAUCAUGUUUCGCUUAUUUUAUUAUGCUUUCCGACGGAUUAUGUAAUUUUUCAAUAAUGAACGAACUAAAAGAGUGUAAAAAUAACGAUACAGCGUGAUUGAUUUUUGUUUUAUUCAAAAGAAUUGUCAAUGGCAAAUAAUUCGCGAGAUACUCCAGUACUUUAGUUGAUAUUCACUACGAAACUUUUAAUCGAAAUUUCAUCAAAUCUUUAAAAAAGAAACAUAUGUCGAAAUUCGUUUGAUACUUCGGAAAAAAUAGAGUUAGUUUGUGUUUAAAAAUUUGAGCACUGUUUCUUCAAUAUUUACCAGAAUUUAAUGUGAAAAACGGAAAUCGGCCAUAUACGGAAUUAUCAUUGUUUUGACAGUUGACAUCCGAUGGUAAUUGUAUGAAGUAUGAAGAGAAGCUGACGAAAUGUUAACACAAUCGCGCAGAAGUAAAUAUAUCAGCGUAUUAUCUGUAUCUGUUUCUAAUUUUCGUUAAUUUUAAAAUUAUUUUACAAUUGCUAUAGUAUACAAUAAAUAUUUGUAAAUAUUU
Molecule: messenger RNA, 1167 nt
Organism: Dreissena polymorpha
Lineage: Eukaryota; Metazoa; Mollusca; Bivalvia; Myida; Dreissenidae
Exons: 5
Coding region: 141-491 (116 amino acids)
Source: RefSeq, a predicted model, not a curated record